Molecule: messenger RNA, 480 nt
Organism: Dictyostelium purpureum
Lineage: Eukaryota; Evosea; Eumycetozoa; Dictyosteliales; Dictyosteliaceae
Exons: 3
Coding region: 1-480 (159 amino acids)
Source: RefSeq, a predicted model, not a curated record
AUGUACAGAAUGGGUUCUAUGUAUGGAUACAGAUCCUUCAAAAACACCAAAUUUUUAUUUCAUAAUAAUAAUAACAAUAAUAUCUAUAUAAUUUUUAAAUUAAAAUUAUUUAUUCGAAAUAUUCAUUUUAAUAUAUUUAUAUAUAAAUGGAUUUUUCAUUCAACAAUAUUUUUAUUAAAAUACAUUAGAAUAAAAAAAUUACAACAAAAUAAUAAUAAUAACAAUAUAACUACCUCCACACAACAUUAUACCCCAAUAACUAAUAAUUUAUUUGCUCAAAUGCAAUUUUGCCAACACCCACAACAACACCCACAAUAUGUAAAACCAAAUAAUCAAUCCCCAUCACAUUUAUUUGGUUUAUCAACUUCCCCAUCACACCUUGGACCACAAUUUCCACCACCAACUUCAUCUGCUCCAUCCACAAGUUCAUCAACAACCUCAGAAGAAUGGAUAUUUGGACAAAGAUAUUUGGAAAUUUAA